GGAGCCUGAUGCUCAAAGCGGGACCCUUAACACCAGUCCUUGUGCUUCGCGUCAUGUGCGCUUAACCCACUGUGCUACCGCCUGACCCCAAAUAUUUUAUUUAUUUUGGACAGAUUACAGAGAAACUGAGGGCAGAAGAAGAGAGAGACACACAGAUUCCCCCAGCAGUGCUUCAGCACUCUUGAAGGUUCCCCCUGCAGGUGGGGGUCAGGGGCUUUAACCCGGGUCCUUGUACAGUGGAAUGUGGGUGCUCGACCCGGUACCACCACAUCUGGCUCCUAAGUUUUACUUUUAAAUAUCUGGAGAGAGAGACACCAGAGUGUCACUCUGACUCAUUUCAUGCUGUGACUGGACUUGGGACCCCUUGCCCACGGUCCAUCUGGAAAUAGUGUUUCCGAUGAAAUAGUGUUUCAUCUUAAGUCUGGAGAGUCUCAGCACAUUGCUGCAAUAUUGCAGAUAACUUGCGCUCGGAGAAACACAUUUAAACAUGGUAUUUUAAAUUCCAGGAUUUGAAAGAUGGCAAGUCUAGAUACAAGUAAAAGGAAGAUAUUGAAAGCCAAAAAAACGUUGCCAGCAAGUUGCCGGAAGCAAGUGGAGAUGCUGAGUCGCUGGAGGACGGACGAGCUGCAAACAGCCGCCGCCGAGGAGGGCGGGCCGCCGGGCGAUGGCUGGCAUCGCAGUGCCAGGUGCGGAGACUCUGGAGACGAGGCCGCCGCGCUGGCCGAGACUCAGGGGAAGCCUCCCAGGGCCGACUCGGAGGCGAGACUGGACUCCGCUGGAAAGCGCCGCGUGUGUCCUCAGCAGAAGCUGAGCAGAACGGGAGAUCGGCCUCGGGAGGUCACCAGCCAGGAGGCGAGAGGCCUGGAGAGCCCCUUGACACGCCGGGCACCCGCCACCGGCCCCGCGGCUGAAGAGCGGGAGGGGGGCCGCCCCCCGCCGCCCCGGCCCGCGGUGACCGAUGAGCGGACCUGCCGCGGGGCCGCCUCCCCUGAGUCCCGUGACCGGAGGCCCGGGGACGGUUUGCGCCCAGACACCCAUUCCGUGCUCUUCAUCAAGACGCCCACGUUGGCCGAGUCGCUCCUUUUCAGUAGUUCGCCUGCGGACCCCGCGCUCCUGGCUGCAAUCGACGCCGCCGACAGCGGCAGCGGCAGCGGCAGCGGCAGCAGCUUGUUCCCCGAGGGAGUCCAGGCCCACAACCUGGCCUGCGCCGUGGCAUCAGUGGCCUCCGAGUGCAAACCCUGUGCCUCUCCUGUGGAACUAACUCCUGCAGGGCGCUCAGCUCUGGCACGACGAGGUGCCAGGGCUGAGCUGGGGCUUUGUGCCCGUCUGCCGAGCCAGAGUCAGAAGAAGAGGAUGUUUGCAGAAAACAAAGAAAGUGUGAAGCGCAUGAGGACUUCAGAACAAAUCCGUGAAGACGGCUGUGAGCGCCUGCAAGUGCGAGCGGCGUUGUUGGAACAGGUCAAACAUCUGAUUCGACAGGAGGUCUGCAGCCGGAGUCACAGGCUGUUUGACGACAAGCUCCAGGAGCUGACGGAGCGUAUCGGCAUGGCACAGUGCCGCAACAAGCACGCGGCGGUGGCUGACGAGCUGCUCACAAAAAUAGCAAGACUUCAAAGACGCAUCAAGACUGUGCUGCUAGCCCAGAGGAAUUGUGUGGAGCCGAGUACAUUAUCCAACGGUACAGAUUGUAAGGUUACAACUUCAGGAGCUGUGAAUUUGCUGAAGAAGCAAGAGUCAGUUAAUGGUCUAGAAGAAACGAAGACUUGUUUGAACAACAGGCCUUCAGAAAGAGCCAGUGAAAGGAUUGAUUUGUCGCGGGACGAUGAUGGGCCUGUUUUGGAAAGUAACGAUGAUGUUCUGUUGGUUUCUGUGGGAAGCAGUGAUUUGAAAAGUCCGGUCACAGCAGAUCCAACAGGUCCUACAAAAGUUACAUUCAUAGAUGCUGAAAAUUCACCCACUGCAGAAAUUGAAGUUCUGACUGUAGUGAAGAAACGUGACUCUGUGAUUGACCUGACAGAAGACCUGUCCACCUGCAACAUAGCUCUGUGCAGCUCCAUCAAGUGUCCGGACCCGUUUCAGUGCCACCCAAGUGAGCCAGAGUGUCCGGCGUCCACUGUGGAAUCAGUGCUGAAACCUGUCUCAGUCUCAAAAGAAGCAAAUUCAACAGCACAAGAUACAGCCCAGGCUCUCGAGUCCCUGGAGGACCUGCCACCUCUCCCAGGGCUGCCGCCGCUAGAGCCCGAGCCUCGCGAGUGGGCGACAGACACCCUUCCUCCCCAGAAGCCAGAACUCAAAGUGAAGCGCGUGCUGAGGCCCCAGGGCAUCGCGCUGUCUUGGAACAUCUCCAAGAUCGACCCCCGGUGCGCCCCCGUGGACAGCUACCACCUCUUCCUGUGCCACGCCGACCCUGAUGGCGAGCUCAGCUGGAAGAAGAUCGGCGAGGUCAAGGCCAUGCCCCUCCCCAUGGCGUGCACGCUCUCUCAGUUCCUGUCUCACGGCAAGCACUACUUCACCGUCCAGUCCAAAGACAUAUUCGGACGCUAUGGACCGUUCUGCGACAUCAAGGCUGUCUCCGGCUUUUCUGAAAACUUGACCUAGAAGGACAACGCUCGAUCUUUAUGUACUUAGUUUUCUUGUUUCUCACACCGCUGUCUGUGACGAGGUGCCCCGUCGUGAGCCCUGGGUGUGAGGACAGCCUUCCGUGUGGUACGAAGCCUCCUCAUGAAUUUCUCAUGGAUUUUGAAUGAGGACCAGGAGGAAGCGGAGCCGUGCCCAGUGCUCUUCCCAGAGGCCUCAGGGUGCGUGGGCGGGCAAUCAGCCUCAGGUCGCCCGCUCUGCUCGGUGAGUUUGCUCUGAGGCCGGAUCUUCACCGAGACAGCAUGAGAUGCCUUCUCUGUUGGGUUCUAUAGCCCUUAGUCUGUAGCCUCCUCCUCGGAGUCGGGAGAGAGGUGUCGCACUGGCAGUCAGUCCCAUGACGAGCCUGAGAAGCUGUCUGUGUACUCGUGUGUGUGUGUGUGUGUGUGUGUGUGUGUGUGUGUGUGUGAAAUAAAACCAGCUAGUGCUGUGUGUUGUGUACACGACAUGCAGCAUUCCCGAGGAAUCCUCCAGCCUGCUAAAUGCCGAAGUGAGAACCUGGAGUCUGCCUGGGAUCCGGGCUCUGAUCUGCUGAUGCCCAAGCCGCGUCCUUGCCCGUUUCCUCAGCACUGAGACGUGCACGCUGUCUGAAGUGAUACUGCGCUUACUAAAAUGACCCUGGGAGCUGCGUGUGAGCAGACGUGACAAAAGCGGGGCCCACGGGGACAGACUGGGCACCCCGUUUUGUUUCCUGCUGGUGUUGGGGAGACAGCAGCAUGGUUCAGCAAAGAGACUCUACCUGAAGGAUUGUCUUUGGCAGAAGGCCUUCUUUCCUGGUACACAGGGAAAGUUGAGGCAUGGAUGAUUUAAAGAGAUGGCCAGGAGAAGGUUUUCAUCAGCGUUUGAAGAGUGCUGGCAGAUAUGUCGUUAAGGCUUUUUGUUUCCUCAAGUUUCCUUCUCAAGCAGGACAAGAACCAGAGUGAUGGAAAUUGGGUGAGCUGCUGCCUGGCAGGUCCCACGCCAGCCUGGGUGAAGCCUUGUCUGGGGAACACUGUGCCUGUGAUGGGGCAUCAGGAUGGCCUCGGGCAGGGCCCGCACCUGGACUCGGCAGAGAAACUGUUCCCCGCCUCCGGGCCGGGAACCUUGAGGAUCUUGAGCAGAAGCUCUCGGGAGGAGGAGAGGGAGGCCCUGUGCACGUUAGAGCCGGGGCCUAAACCUGAGUGUUUCUGGCCUCAACUGUCGUCAGACACAGGAGAACCAAACUGUGGGCAGGAAAGCCAGCCCUGCCAGGCAUGGUGCCAGCUGGCCCAGAGCAAGCCUGCCCCUCGGAGACCUGUGAGACCCUGUGAAGCUGACGGGCUCGCUCGGGGUAUGUCCUCCCGGCCGGGUCACAGAGCCGCCCGAGGGCGGGCAGGCCUCUCACGGUGCUGGGGCAGCCCGCAGUCCGCGCCUCCACUUUGGACACAGGGCUGUCCUGCCCUCCUAGGUGGGCCGACGCUGACCCUCAGAUAAGCUGCCACAUCUGACUUCCGUGCCUCCCUCUCCGAGUCCCUGGGGAGCCCCCGCUGAGGUACGGGCAUCCUGGCUUUAGGUCCUCACAGACACCCUCUGGGCAGAGGCAGGGCAGACCCCGCUUUGCCAGCACUGCCAUCCUUCCCGUCCUCCCUCCCUCCCUCCUGUGAGUCCUCGUGCAGGGAGGCCCGCGCCAGCAGCUGGCAUGACGACGGAAAUGCUGCGAGGCCCGUGUUAGGAAGCGACACCCUGGAUGCUUCACUUGCCAGGCGGCCACAGGCGGCGUGGGACUGGGUACAGAAACAUCCUUAGACCAGUGAGGGGAUGUGAGCUCAUUGCCAACCAGGAAGACGGAGAAAGGGCGCGGAGAGGCCAGGUUUCUGGGGGCGGCCUCCGGCUCUGCCUCCUGCUGCAGAGGGGACCACGGCCACUGGACUGCUAGGCCUCGUCCGGGCCUCUCUCGGCACACGGAUGUGCUUUGAGUGUCCAGACAGGCGGCUAGAUACUUGGCCCGAGCAGCACUGGCGCAUGCAGCGAUGGAGCUGGUGCUCGGGCCGCCCGCUUGAGGGGUCCACGCUGUCUGCCGCACCCACCCACCCCCGCCCCAGGCCACGCCGCUCCCCCCAGAGCUCUUCUCGCUGAGGGCGGUGCCAGGCUGAACCCUGGGUUCUGGGGCUUCAGGCACGAGCUUGCAGAGCUGUCUGCUUUCUGCUUGCCCUGCCUCAGUUUACAUGAUUUAAAGAUGGUGGUGCACUAGGUUGAGUGCUCCCGUUGCCAGGUUCAAGCCCCCACUCCCCACCUGCAGGAGGGAAAUGUCACACGUGUGAGGCAGAUGUCUAUCUGCCUCCCUCUCUAUCUUCCCACCCCUCUCGAUUUCUCUGUUUCUACUGAAGUAAGUGUGUGUGUAGAGGGAUCUGACAGUAAGGGAGGGAGAGCCAGUCUGGCUGUGCAGUGCUGGGGCAUCAAGCUCCAGCGUCAGCCUCGCCGCCCUGUGCUCUGCCCACCAAGCCGCUCCCUGGUUGGUCCCCCAUGUUUGAGGUGUCCCGAGAUGCGUGAGUCUUUGUGAAGCAUGGGCUUGGCACCGUCUGGCCCGUCUGCUCGGUCACUGCUGAUGGAUUGGGGCAAAGUGCUGAUUCUGUGCGACUCAGACUCUGUCCCGCCACUGACACCAGGACUUGGGCAAAGCUGGCCGAGCUCUCUCGUGCAGCCGGUUUCCUCAGCUAGAAUGACGGGCUUGGCUUACCUGCGGCUCCCCAGACCAGACCCUCAGGAGAAAGGGAAACAAGUUAGACCAGACUUGGAAGUUUCGAAAACUUUUUUUUUUUUUGGGGGGGGGGUGUCCUGUCCGUAGGGUCUGCUCUGUAGUUUAUUUCACUGCAACCAACAGACUGCUCUAAGACAGGAGGGGCACUCCCUGUGAAGCGCACACAGUACAGUGUGCAGGGAUCUCGGUUUGAGCCCCGGCCCCACCUGUGGAGUGUUGGAGCAGGCUGCAGGCGUCUCUGUCUCCCUCCCUCCUCAGUUUCUUUCUGUUCUGCCCAAUAAAAUGGAAAAACAAGAACCGUAGCCGCAGGAGCGGUGGAUUCGUAGUGCUGGCACAGCACCAAGCCCCAGCAGCGACCCUGCAGGCAAAAAGGAGAGUCUGUGUCGGCCGCUGCUCGGACUGGGCUGGACUUGUGCCCCGCUUUCAUCAGAGCCUCAGGCGGGAGAGUCUGUCUCUGCAUAACCAUUAUGCUCUCCCCCAGCCCUGUGCUUCUUGUUUAUUACCCCUUUUGUUUUUCUCCUUCGCUCCCUCUGUGUGUGGACGGACUCCUGUGCUCUCUAACCUUGAAUGCAUUGUGGAAAACCUUAAACCCAGAUCCAUGGGGUAAAAUGCCUUGGCCUGUCAGAUCUGAAUUGAGGCCUGGAGAGACUUGAUUCGGAACAACUGCCGGGAGAGAGAAGGGACUCCGAAUGAAGGCGUGGGUGUGCGGCACGCGAGUGCGCGCGCGCGGGGUGGCUGGUGCCACAGGAGGGGCAGGGACACAGCUCAGCCCCAGGCUGCCGGGCCAGUCCUUGCAGUACCAAGCAUCGCAGCGCUCACAGGGCCCUCCCUGCCCACCCUGAGCAACAAGCAGUAAGUGGAGACGACGGAGUGUGUGUGUCCACAGAGUGGGGUAGACCAGGUGUGUGUGCACGCCUGUCCGUUUUCCCUGUGGGCGGGCUGAGUCUGCACAGCAGUGCUUGAUGUCUGUCACUCUGCUGAGCUGCUGGACUAUUCCCAGUCCGUUUGCCAGUGUGCUAAAAAUAUCAAGGACUCCAGACCAAAUGUCCACGCUCAGUUUGGGUUUCUCGCUAUCUAAUGGUCUUUUCUGCCAUGCAAUUGAGAAGUCACGCAGGUGUCUUUCUCGUCUCUCCCAAUGACCUGCAGGCUCUGUGUUUAAAUUUAGAAAGCCCUUUCCUACUGAUGGGUCAUCUCUAAAUUAUAUUUUCAUAAUUUUCA
Messenger RNA from Erinaceus europaeus (western European hedgehog), 6568 nucleotides. It is a transcript of the gene ATF7IP2, whose product is annotated as activating transcription factor 7 interacting protein 2. The transcript has 13 exons. Gene Ontology annotation, biological process: regulation of DNA-templated transcription. The coding region runs from base 517 to 2598 and encodes 693 amino acids. NCBI's taxonomy places the organism in Eukaryota, Metazoa, Chordata, Mammalia, Eulipotyphla, Erinaceidae. Gene Ontology annotation, cellular component: transcription regulator complex; nucleus. The record is from RefSeq and is a predicted model, not a curated record. Gene Ontology annotation, molecular function: transcription coregulator activity; protein binding.